Molecule: messenger RNA, 1918 nt
Organism: Porites evermanni
Lineage: Eukaryota; Metazoa; Cnidaria; Anthozoa; Scleractinia; Poritidae
Source: the annotation of a GenBank genome assembly
AUGACUAAAAGAGAAAUUAAACAUUUUUUUGGUGUAGAAGAUCAUGAUAAAGGUAAUUAUGGUGAAUAUUCAAGGUAGCUUGGCGGUUUUCUUCAAGCACUUUAAUAAUAAUAUAUUCCGAAUAAUUUGAAUAGGUUGAUAAUCUCUGUCUCUACACGGUUUUGAGGUCCAUAAUUACGCAAUAACUCCAUCAGCAGUCUCAGUUCAAAUCAUCACAUGCAAUAGUAGUUUGCAGGUAGAUUGCGGUUUAUUUUAAAGUUUAGCAUUAAAGUUUUCCUUUUUUUAUCUCUCUGAACAACUGCUUUUAUUGGUUUUCUUUGUAAGUUCCUGAAUAUGAUGUCGCCAGUCCUUACCUGUCCAAUAAUCAGGGAGACUUCGUGUCUUAUUCCCUACAUCCUAGCCCGGCCAGGAGUAAACGAGACGCUGAUCGUUAUGCCGAGAAUUCCUAUUAUAAGUUGGAUACAUUUGGCACAAAACUUCAUUUGAGAUUAAGACGAAACGAACACUUGUUGGCUCCAGAUCUGAAGCUAGUGAGACAAAACGGUGACGGCACAACAACUUCGCAUCCAGCACCGCCAAAUACUUUUUAUCUGGGACAUGUUGUUUCAGAUCCACUCUCCACAGUCGCACUUAGCAACGAUGGAGGUCUGGUAAGUAAAAACUAAAAAUUAUUAACUCUAGAGACGUAACCACACUUCUUCUAUUGGUCUUCAUCCAAUAGAGCGCAAAAGAAAUUAGCGACGUGGGAAUCAUAAAAGUCAUAACUGAGAUGAUAGUGACAUUUGAAAAUUAUUUACAUUGUCAGACUGGCUUAGUGAAAACAUCACGUGAUACGCUGUUUCUGCACCCUCUUCCUCCACAUUUGGCUAAGCACGUGACGAGCAGUAAAGAUGCCACGCCCCACCUUGUAUAUCGAAGGUCUUUCGAAGACAGCGAUGCCUGGUGUAACAUAAAGAGUGGUAAAAUAAAUCAAUUUUUUAAGAUUUGUUUCUUUUUACGUCUUCUCUCAUUGGUCUUUUCUUUCCUUAUCUUUAAUAUGCUUUUCUUUUCAGUUCAAGUUAGUUUGUGUUCACACUUUCAGCGCAGUCUUAACUGGCAAACAAUAAUAAUAAUAACAAUAAUAAUAAUAAUAAUAAUAAUAAUAAUAAUAAUAAUAAGUACAAUCUUUAUUACAAAACCUCAAUUAAAAUCCUAUUUACAAUCAACCUGCUGUUACAAAAAAUCUAAUUAAUUCAUCAAAACACUAUCUACAAUUCCAUCCGUUACAAAAGAAACCUCUCGGCCUUCAUUAGAGAACAAAAACAAUCCUAUAUAUAAUAAGUGAAGAAGGAAACUAUUCAUUUACAAAUUCUAAAAAAUAGAAGUAACUUAACCUUACAUAAAAGAAGAGGAAAUAGAUAUAAUUAAUAAUAAAAGUUCGAAAUUCUAUAAAAUAAAGAAUUCCAUUAUGCAGAGAUAUUAAGAUCAUACAAUCGAAUUAUACUAAUGACGGCUAAACCAGUGUCCAUAAAAAAAAUAAUAAUCAUCAUCAUCAUAAUAAUAAUAAUAAUGAUAAUAAUAAUAAGGUGGCGAAAAUAUCCAGCACAAAUUUAUUGCAUAUAGUUAUUAAUCAAAGAUUAUUGCCAACUUCCUACCGACCAGUCAGUGACAAUAAAAUGGAGUAAAAAACGCUUUUUUAGACAGUGGAUCCAGUACCUUGGACCCACUUUGCUAUUUAUUUUGUAUUAUUGUUGUCCAUGUCAAAACGGCCAACAGCUCUGUUUGAUAUUUCACAGAUGAAGCAGAUAUCCAUUCGAAGAGAUCCUUGGAAACUGAAGACUCUUUGCCCGUGAGAGCAAGUACCCCAGUAUACAAGACUCUAAAAGUGGCGUUACUGUACCCUUCACCUCUUAGGGUGAAAUACUCUAGUGGGUCCUUA